Molecule: messenger RNA, 2538 nt
Organism: Fusarium mangiferae
Lineage: Eukaryota; Fungi; Ascomycota; Sordariomycetes; Hypocreales; Nectriaceae
Exons: 1
Coding region: 1-2538 (845 amino acids)
Source: RefSeq, a predicted model, not a curated record
AUGGCAAGCUCCACGCAACAAUCACCUGCCCUGAAUCUCGCAAAGCCAACGGUCAGACUCAAGGGGAAAGAAAAUGAGUUUCGAGAAAGUGAGAAGUUUCUUGUCUUCCAAAAUCGAGGUGGCAAAGAUGAAGAGCUCAUGGACGAGCAACGAUGGCUCGACUACAAGACAGAAUCUAGCAAAACGAAAUGGUUGACUUUGCCGGAAUCACCGAAGUAUCUCCAUCCAACAUGGAAUGUCCGGGGAGACUCUAGAGACCAGAAUUUGCGAACUGGGAAGAGCGUGAUAUGGAAUCCCGCUAUCGAAGGUGGACAGGACAGCUCGGCCAAACAAGUUGUUCGAUCAUCGACAGAAAAACAUCUAAUGUUUGAGAUCCUUUCCAGAGCUUGCAAGGAAGCAAAGAACAAGGGCCGAGACAUUAAACGUUUCCUGGGAUUGUCAGUCUCUACCACGCCCGUGUCACGCGAAAGAAGAAUCCAUGCUGUGUUCGUAGGAGUAUCUGCAUUUGAUUGCCAGCCCAUUUUCAUGGUACGAGAUAGUACUGAAUCGACAACUACUUCCGACGAAUUACUGGAGACAGACAACACUGCGCCUUGUGACUUGUCAACCCUCUCGAGAGAGUUGUCCCAUGGACACGACGUUAUCUGGAUUGAAAAUAUGUUGAUUCAAGGCAAUAUCUCGUACGUCAAACGCGGGCUUCAUUCUUUCCCUGGAACAAGUCAUUCAAGGGAAUUCUCCGCUAUCGUCAGACGGGAACAUUCUUUUGUUGAGGUGGGCUUAGGUACUGCGGGUACUGCCAUGACUCUUCCUUCGUCAGAAGUACAAGAGCGCAAACCCAUGGUUUGCCGCCCUAUUCACGAUGGCAAACGCUACGAUACUCUACACUACCAGCUGAGGUGGCCUCCAAUGGCCUUGCUGGAAUUCCCUUCGGAGAUGGUCGCAGCUAUGAAAUACUUUCUCGGAUUCCAUCCAAGCGACAAUAUUCCUCUGAACCUUGCACUCGCAGCAACAAUCAUCUAUUUUGACUUAGAGAAGUCAUACGGUCAUGAGAGGGAGGGGUUUGUUCGGUUCUUUACCAGCAAGACAUUCUGCAUCAAGAAGGCUCCUCUCGGAAUGUUCAUCAUCUACUUCCCACACAUGCUGAGAUUUGUGGAAAAUAAGCACCUUACAGCCUUCAUUCAUCCAUCGCGGUUUGCAUUGUACCACCAUUCCAGAGACACUGAAGGAGGGGACGAGGACUUCAAAGUGAGCUCGAACCGGGCUCGUAUAGACACAGCCGACAUGCGCGACUGGUAUUUGAAGAUCAGAUCUCGUUAUCCCCAAGUGCCAUCUACCUUCAGGUUCCACCUCGUACCGGCGUCGAUGCCAGGCUCGAGUAUGGUCUUCCCUCAAGAUAUAGCAGAAGCUGCGAGGCCCACCUCCGAUCUUUUCACUCUGGCUUGUUUGGACGACAUACGGACAUUGGGGCUUCCCAGCUAUCACUAUCGUGCGGAAGACGAUGACACUUUUCGGUAUAUCGGUGGCCCGCAAUGGCUCUUCUCGAGUCGAAUGAGUAGUCCGUCAUCCGAGUUUCAUGGCGUCCCCAGUGCUUGCUACUGGAAUGUUGGCAUAACAAACACGAUCACGGCUCUUACUGGUCUAGCGCGGGAAAUUGGUUCUGUCUUCCCAGAUGUCGGGUCCGAGUAUUAUGAUACUCAAUUCUUGGCUUCAAGGGUCGAGCGGUGCUUUGGAGCAGUGAAGGCCUAUACCCAAAACUUCCAGCUUUGCGAAGAUCUUGAUGCUCCUUUGCGAGAGAGUAUCGCUACCAGGGCAGAUGAGCUCAACAGAAUCGCAGAUCGCCUGGGCAUUCCCUCCUCUGAGCGAUGGACAAGCCAUGAGACUCUCUGCCCUGAAUGGCGUGGGAUGGAAGCUCAUCUCGAGUCGCUUCUAGCGGAAGGCAAACUGAAAAGAUUUGCCGAACCAGAACAGGCCAUGACGCCGGCCAAGCGAGCUAAACUGCCCGAUCCUUUACUGGACUCCGAAGUUAAGGACAAAAUUCUCAGCAUUCUUAACGGACUUAAGACCAAGUCCAGUGACUGGGACAGCUUUGAAGAGCAGCUUCAAACACCACAGCCAACAGUUAAAGCUAUUCAGCAGUCAUUCUCUCAAGUAAAGUCCUUCGUCUCCGAUUUAGAAGAGACACUACGACCUGAAAAUGCGGAGAAUGGCCAGGGUAGUUUGGACCAAGUAAUUCGCAUGGCCUUUCGGGCUGAGGGGCUUUUAGACCGGACCAUUUCUGAGACACUGGAAUACAAGUCAAGAUGGGAUCAGCAUCUUGACAGGUUUGUCAAAUUUGGACGGACAACUCGCGAUGCUAUGGAAACUAUUUUCAGGCUUCGAGACACGCCUGAUGGGUUCAGACUCAUUCUCUCCAUCAUUCAGACUCUCAAAGAAUCGCCAUUGAUCAAGGAUCAACUUGAGGCUUCUAAGAAGAUCAAUGCCCUUCUGAGUCCACCACGACCGGUAAUCAAACUCAAGACAUCAUCAAGGGUAGAGUAG